Molecule: messenger RNA, 1587 nt
Organism: Lathyrus sativus (Indian pea)
Lineage: Eukaryota; Viridiplantae; Streptophyta; Magnoliopsida; Fabales; Fabaceae
Source: the annotation of a GenBank genome assembly
AUGUUUAGUACUACAAUUUCAAGUGUGUCUUUGGUUUCAACAAUAUUCACACUUCUGGCUUUAAUUGGAGGAUAUCUUUAUAGGCCAUUUUGGAGGUUAAGAAAAGUCCCAGGUCCACCUUCUCUUCCACUUGUAGGACACCUUCCAUUGUUGGCAAAGUAUGGCCCUGAUGUCUUCUCAAUCCUUGCCAAGCAAUAUGGCCCAAUUUACAGAUUUCAUAUGGGAAGACAACCUCUUAUAAUCAUAGCAGAUGCAGAGCUUUGUAAAGAAGUUGGAAUCAAAAAAUUCAAAAACCUUUCAAAUAGAAGCAUUCCCUCUCCUAUCUCUGCUUCUCCUCUUCACCAGAAAGGUUUAUUCUUCACAAGAGACUCGCAAUGGUCUACGAUGAGAAAUACUAUAUUAUCUGUAUAUCAACCAUCACACUUAGCCAACUUAGUGCCAAAAAUGCAAUCAGUUAUAGAAUCUGCAACACAAAAUCUUGACACACAAAAAGAAGACAUAAUCUUUUCAAAUCUUUCCCUACGACUAGCAACUGAUAUCAUUGGAGAUGCAGCAUUUGGAGUCAACUUUGGUCUCUCUAAGCCUCAAUCAAUUUGUGAAUCAAUGAGCAAUGUUAACAAUGUAGAACAUUCAAGUGCUAGUAAUGAUGAAGUAUCAAAUUUCAUCAAUCAACAUAUUUACUCCACAACACAACUUAAGAUGGAUUUAUCCGGUUCAUUCUCGAUUAUAAUUGGCCUAAUUGCUCCUAUUCUUCAAGAGCCAUUUAGGCAGAUUCUUAAGAGAAUUCCAGGCACUAUGGAUUGGAAAAUGGAAUGUACUAAUAGAAAUCUAACCGGUCGUCUUGAUGAGAUUGUUAAGAAGAGAAUGGAAGAUAAGAAACGAAGAACUUCGAAGAAUUUCUUGUCGCUGAUAUUGAAUGCAAGAGAAUCAAAGAGCGUGUCGGAGAAUGUGUUUUCGUUCGAUUACAUAAGCGCGGCUACUUAUGAACAUUUACUUGCUGGAUCAGCUACAACAUCUUUUACUUUGUCAUCUAUUGUUUAUUUGGUUGCUGGUCACAUAAAUGUUGAGAGAAAAUUGCUUCAAGAGAUUGAUGAGUUUGGAACACAUGAUAGGAUACCUAAUGCUAAAGAUCUUAAUGAAAGUUUUCCUUAUCUUGAUCAGGUGAUUAAAGAGGCAAUGAGGAUUUACACUGUCUCUCCAUUGGUUGCAAGAGAAACAUCAAAUGAAGUAGAGAUAGGAGGUUACCUUCUUCCAAAGGGAACAUGGGUAUGGUUAGCACUUGGAGUUCUAGCAAAAGACUCGAGAAACUUUGCAGAGCCAGAGAAAUUCAAACCAGAGAGGUUUGAUCCAAAAUGUGAAGAAAUGAAAAGAAGGCAUCCUUAUGCAUUCAUACCAUUUGGAAUUGGUCCAAGAGCAUGUAUUGGCCAGAAAUUUUCAUUGCAAGAGAUCAAGCUUACUUUGAUUCAUUUAUAUAGAAAAUAUGUAUUUCGCCAUUCACUUAGCAUGGAAAAACCUAUAGAACUUGAAUAUGGUUUAGUUCUUAAUUUCAAGCAUGGUGUCAAGCUUAGAGUAAUAAAAAGAGCAUAA